AUGGCACCUCAGCAGCAGCAGCAGCAGCAGCAACAACAACAACAGCUAGGGCCUGUUACGGCACUCAAACGGUUGAAUAGGUGCGGCUUAGGAACCUCGACAGAAACGGAGUGGAUUCUUGGAGUCGGCGUUGGACACCUACUGGAGCUUUGGCGCGAGGAUCCAUUGUGUCUACUGGGCACCGUUGCUUGUCUGCCCGCAGGUCAAUUCAUCCACGGCAUCGAGACUUCAUCACUAGAUCCAGCACCACCAGCAGCUGGUACUGCUGCGUCCCAGUGGCUUGUGGUAUUUGGAGGACGGCACCUCUGUCUGUGUCACUGGCCAUGCGAUGACGCACAGCUGCCCGUUCGCUGCAUCACCUAUGCCGCUGACGCUUGGAUCCUCGCAGUCUCCGAACCACAGCUCUGGAGCGCUCCAGGUGGGGUCGUUGAAGAGCCUGCUUUGGCGGCAGAGGCGUCGCCACGUUCCGCCUCGUCCGUAUCACGAACACGAGAACCCGCUGCGGGAGCAGGUUGUCCUGCGAGCGUGGACAGAAACGCAACACAUCAUCAUCGCGUUGCUGAGAAGCGAGAGUCCAACGAUACCGCCAGUCUGCGACUCUACCUGGCGCUUGCGGACGGACGUGUCCUAGCCCUAAGGGCGACAACGUGUUCAAAUGACGCUCGGAUUCACCACAUCAGGACUUGCUGUAGUCUCGAGCGAGCUUGUUACUGGUCUGCUGCCUUUUCACCGACUGCGUCAUUGGUAGCGUUCGGUACGGCGGAUGGCUCUAUUCUGGUGCAAGCGCUGGCAUCACAGCAGAACCCGACGUUUCUGACGCGAGAGGCUUCCUUCAGCGUGCCUGUUUUCGAGCCGAAGCGAUCCUCGCUAUCCUGCCGACGUUAUCAGGCACAUCGAGGGCCGAUCUACGGCGUUGUUUGGGCAAGACCAUUCCUUACCGCUUCGAAUGGCACAAUUCGCAGGGACAGCAUCCCCGCUGGUUCCCUAUCCAACGGGACUGGUCCGGAAGCGCUCAACACGCUCUGGUUGUGCUCAUGUGGCGAUGAUCGUACCGUACAGUGCUUUCGCGUCCAGUGUGAUGUUGCUACAAAUGGCCUGUCAGGGAGCACAACGUGCACCCCGGUACAAGCAGUCGAUCCUGUGUUCAUUGGUGUAGGCGAAUGCGGUGCCAGCUCGACACCUGAAGCAGUCCAAGUGGCUGGGCUCGAACGAAUCGCACUCCUUCGGGGGCACCAGGCCCGUCCCUGGGCAGUGCGAGCCUACACCUGUCCAGCGUCGGAAGCGUCGCCACCAAAGCUCCAUUUAAUGGUCGCCAGCGUCGGUGAAGACGAUACUGUGCGACUCUGGGAUGCGCAGCGCAACUGCUGUCUGCACUGCUGGCGAGGGCAUCGACAACGCAACUGCUGGUGCCUGGACCUCGCACUAGCCGCUCUCUCGACACGAAAUGCGGUCGCUGGACCAUGGCCUUUGCUCAAGCUCUAUAGUGGCGGCGCAGAUGGAUCCGUGAGCAUCCAUACCGUGCCCUGGCCGCGAGAAGCGGCACUUCCGGCCACAAUCGUGCAGCGCGCAGCUGCAGAAAAUCCUGCAUGCCCAGGUCGCGGGAGCGCUGAGGCGAACUUGACCUCGACGACUGCGGAGGCAUCGGUUCGUCAACAGCUCCAUUUUUGGCCGGAGGGUUUGGUUGCUGCACCACCGCUACCGCCGCUCAGCGCAGCAGCACGACCCUCUGUUCGUGAGCACGCUCGCGCUAUGGCAGUUUUGGCAAACCCGCAACUACUCUGCAUCAGCACCAGCGCCAGAAGGGUACUCGCCCUGCAACUGGAAGCACUCAAGUGGACGGAGGUGCUCCACGGAGACCACAGCGUGGACUUCAUGCCAGCCUGUAUCGCAGCGGCCAAGAGUCGGCCCUGGCUCUUCCUGGGAUCAAGUCAUCGCCAGAGCACCAUUUUAGCGUUGUGCCUGGAUUUGGAUCAUAUGAACGCUUCGGAUGCGAGAUCUGGGCAUCUGCUGCAGCACCAGGUAUGCUGGAACGCACGCCCUGAGGCACAUCCCGUAACCCUGGUGGAGCUCUGGCAGGAUCGCCUCCUCGGUGCCGCCUUUGCGGACGGACUCGUGCUGGUAUUCGAUAUCGCGUCGUUGCUGGAGCAGCGGCUGCUGCCUCGCGAACGGGCACCAACAGCACCACACGUUAUUGCGCGGGUUCCGGCACCACGUGGUAUUGUCCAGCAACCGUCUUGUAUCCAUUUUUUUGCGAACUUGACAGGGGCAGCGUGCAACACGCCAAAGGACGCAGCACUGCAUUCACCGGCAGCAGUGAUCGCCCUGCUGAUAGGUCAUCGCUCCGGUCACGUGCGCCUACAUCCCGGGUUGUCGUCAAGUGCAGAAGCAUGUGCAGAACUUGGGUGUAUUCAACUGGUGCGACCACAUGACGACCGCGUCUCUAGCAUCGCACCAACUGGGGUAGCGGGCGAUGGCGCUCGCUCCAGCAAGCCACAGGCGCUCGCAUCGAUGCUCUGUCUGCUUUCAAUGGAUGGGACCUUUACGCGCUUUGCGCUGGAAUAUGGAACGGACGCUUCUAGGCUUCGCCUUGUCCAGUGCAGUCGUGAAAAAUGUCCAUCCGAAUGCGAACAGGGCGAUUGCCUCUGGGAGCUGGCAGAGUGUGCGGAACCCGGUGAUCCACGGGUGCCAGCAAGUCCCCGGAUGCUGUUUGCGUCGGGAUUUCGGGGCCAGUAUGCCGGGAUAUGGCGCCUAGAUACCGCACAGCCGUUGUUUCUUGUGCCGUGUGGAGGUUGGCGUCGACCGCAUACGCUCUACGAACGCAAUGUACCUGCAGUCGGACGCGUGAUUGGUUUUGGCUUUUGGAAAGCGGGCAGCGUUUACCUGUACGAGCGCAUCCUCCAGUCACCUGAUGGUGGUUGUUGUCGUUGUUAUUGGUAUCUGCCGCAGCGGCUACGUCUCCAAGGAAGCGGCAUGCGCAUCCAAGGCCUCGUGGUGUUGCGGGUGUCCGGCCAGUGCGCUCUCGAUGUGGAUGCUCGGAUGCUUGAACCUGAAACUGGUAGUCGGGUAUCGCAGCAUUGGCAAAAGCGACUGGAACAAAAGGAACAAAGGCAGCAGCAGCAGCAGCAGCAGCAGCAGCCACAACAACAACGAGAACAGGUCGCGGGUGUACCGCAACACUCACGAGCGACCCGGGAAUAUGCCUCUCAUGCAGGGGAAACUCUCAUGUACUGGAUAGCAACCGCCUCCGAGGAUACCAAUCUGGAUCUCUAUCAGUGGCAGGUGCAGCGUCUCAGCAAAGGAGGCCUGUUCUCCGCAGCGAGUUGGGAACGCGUCGCUUCAGGGAGUGCGGUCCACUUUUCGGGGGUACUGACGCUGGCCGCAUUGCCUUGGCCCCAUUUCGAAGCUGACCGAGCAGCGCUUGCUACUCCCAUGGACGCAGUACAGGACGCUGAAGCGUAUCUGCUGGUCAGUGGUGGUGGUAGCGAUACCCUCGCCAUCUGGCGGGUUUCCGCUGCUGGCCUGAAUCAUCUUGCACGGUAUAUUCGCUCCCGCAGUCGAGCACCGUUUGCCGCGAGUCUAUGUCGACCGAGUGAUGAGUCGUUAGCGCGCGUGACUGCUGUGGUGCUCGGAGCUGCGUCUUCUACCGAUAGACAGCACGGCGCUCAUCUGGACGCGACGCAGACGACACUGGCAGUUGCGGAGCAGCGUACCGAGCCCAAGCUGCUCACGGCUUGGUUGCUUUGUGGUCGUAGCGAUGGUACGCUCUCGCUUUACCGACUGCAGGUCCAGCCGCAUGUCGACGCCAGGCAUCCUGCGGGCAUUAGGGCCAAAACAGAGCGGUUUGAGCAACGCUCCCCCGAUCGAAACUGGUACACGACGAUGACGCUGGUAGCCGUGCGUCCACGCCAAGCCUACGCCUACCCGCGAGCGCUCUGUAGCAUCCGAGGUACGGCGUACGUUUUCGCCGGCGACACUGGUGGCAGUGUUGCACUAUACGUCUGGCCGCAUGACUGGCACACAGCUGAACUCAGAGCGAGACGCGGCACGCUCGACGCUGGGAACGCUCCACUCGCGGAUCCAGCGACGUUCGAACCGUGCUGGGAGCAGUCGGCUUUCCUUGCCGCAGCGGUGAACGCAGUGGACGGCCACUGGUUCCGACUCCAGUCUCAUGACUGGUUACUCUUGGUUGCCGGUGGCGAUGAUCAGCACUUCCGGUUUCAUCUAUGCAAUCUGGCGAACCAGGCUUGCCAUUGGAGUAGUGAGCGCAUCGGACGUCAUAGCGGCGCACUCGUGGGCGUGCAGCUCCGUCGCGUUCAGCUAGUUCACGCUGCUGACGAGCUCUUUCAUCUAUACGCGGAGCUGUGGACGUGGUCUACUGACCGUUGGCUCCGCUGUCACGAGUUACGGCUCGAGCUAACUGCGGAACGUGGUGUGAUCAGUGCAUCGGUGACGACAACACGUAGUUUACUGGUGGGCGUCGGUGAUCCCGCGCUGCUCACGCUCGUGCCAACUUGCUCUGCGCUCGUGGCAUGCGGUUGCGGCAUCGUAACCGUUUUUCCAGAGCAAGCCCAAGGUACAGUGACGGCCGCAGAAAAGCAUAUCUGUUUCCGCUGA
Cyanidioschyzon merolae strain 10D is the source of this 4614-nucleotide messenger RNA. RefSeq lists its product as hypothetical. The record is from RefSeq and is a predicted model, not a curated record. Gene Ontology annotation, biological process: tRNA methylation. The transcript has a single exon. Gene Ontology annotation, cellular component: cytoplasm. NCBI's taxonomy places the organism in Eukaryota, Rhodophyta, Bangiophyceae, Cyanidiales, Cyanidiaceae. Bases 1 to 4614 code for a protein of 1537 amino acids. Gene Ontology annotation, molecular function: protein binding.